GAAAUAACGUUUCAGUUUGAAAUCUGCGACCGCGCCUUUUAGUCAACAAAACACCUUUUGUAACGAAACUUGUGUUUCUUGUUAAAAAAAUAAUUUAUUUUCGUUUCUUCGACGCGUUGCUUCUUCAGACGUUUUGUGUGUGUUUUUUUCAUGUCGGAGGGGAAAAACCGUUUCCCUGGUUGCACUGUUUUAUCGUUGCAUGUCUGGUGUCCAGCAAAUCAAUGGUGUUUAUGUUGAGAGAAAAUCCCAUCGAUAAAGUAUUUCGACGACGAGUGAAACAAGUGACGCAUGCACAAAAUUACUGAUCGUUCGAACGGUGACCAAAAAUCAACGGCAGUAUGUGCGGUUAAGUGUUUGGCAAUAAUGUUGAUCUCAUAUCGAAUCAAAGCCUUAGUAGAGUGUAAUCAAGUGUAAAUUGUAACCGAAAAGAAAAAAAAAAGAAAAUAUUUAUGCAUAAAAUGAAAGAUAAACCAAAUUACCGUCAUUCGACGGCUAAACAGUUCAAAGAAAAUGGUUGUUGCGACAGACAGAAAUCCGUUCCAAAUUCAAUGAAUAAUAUACAUUUAGAGCGUAGUGUGUUCGUGAUAGCGACAACAACGCUGUUGUUAUUACUGCCAGCGAUAGUGAAUUGUGAUAAUAAUAACAAUGUAUUGAAUGAGAUCGAUAACGGUGGCGAGGUGCAUGCCAAAAAUACGCUUACAGAAUUGACGGGCGGCCGUGUUAUCGGCGAAAAAUGGCUACGACAAAUGGAAAGCCCAUACUCACUGGAAACCGAUUUGACAGUCGAACGCAGCGGAAAACUGUUCAUCGAACCGGGUGUUACAAUUCACGUCGCACCAAUGGUCGGAAUUACGGUGCGAGGUGUUCUAACUGCAUUGGGUACGGCCAAUGAAAAAAUUGUAUUCACAACGCAAACCGAUUCGGGAUACGAUGAGUCAAUAACAAAUGAACCGAAAAAAUUAGGUGCUCGUUUGGUCGAUGGCCCAUCACCGCUAUCCGGACGCUUGCAAAUAUUCUAUGAGAACAAAUGGCGAUCGGUGUGCACCAAUUCGAGGAAUUGGACGAUACCGGAUUAUGAGGCGGUGUGUCGUCAAAUGGGUUUCAAAGGUGGCCGAUUUUGGAACUGGGUAGAACGAUUAUUCAACUAUGAAUCACGUCUGCUAUACGAAGAGCCCAAUUGCCAAGGCACUGAAAUCACAUUAGCGGAAUGUUCGUGGAAUUCAAUCCAAAUUGGUUCUGGCAUUUGUGAUUAUCACAACGAUAUCGGCGUUCAAUGUUUACCUUUGCAUGAAACAUCAACGCCGCACUGGCGUGGCAUACGCUUUGAGUAUGCACCGUCCGAACAGCGAUUAGCACUUGACAACACCAAUUAUGAACAAGUGUCGAUGUCGGAAUUGCGAUAUGUUGAUAUCAUAAAAGCGGGUUCGGGAAUGAGUCGUGCAACGAAUGCGGCCGUUGAAGUUUUGGGCGUACCACCAGCAAUGAACUUCGUUACCGUCGAUCGAAGUGCAUACACUGGUAUUAAUGUGACACGACCCGAUGCUGCAUUCACAUUCAAUGAUGUCACCGUACAGAAGAGCCGUGGUAUUGGUAUUUUUGUGAAUUCAAGCAAUGGCCUGGCACUAUUCAAUCGUGUUAAAGUCACGGAAAAUGGAGACGAUGGAAUUCGAUAUACCGGACAUGAUUUGCGAUCCGAUGAACGAACCGAUCGAAAUAGCAUUUAUGAUUUUUGUACAUUGCCAACAACAGCCGGCCAAACAUAUCCGAUAUCCGUGUCCAUUCAACAAUCCCAGUAUGCGACCGUUGCGAAAGAAUGUUUUAAAUACUUUUUCGCGCGCAAUGGAUAUUUGUUAACGGUGAAUUUUGUGCAUUUCGUUGUUGAACGCAAUGAAACGGGAUACGUGGACAUUUUUGAUGGGUCUUCGGCCAGUGAUCGAUUGAUUGCAUCAUGGGCAAUACGAAAUUUUACACGGCCACAGAGUGUGACGAGCACACGUGAAAAGAUUUUUGUUCGUUUUCGCGCUGAUUCACGAUCAAAGAUAUUGGGCUAUUUGAAAUUAACAACCGGGCCAUUUAAAUCGUACGAUGUGAAUGUGACGAAAUCGGUGAUUUCGAACAAUGCGGGCCGUGGUAUUGCUAUCGAUUACAUGCGAUCUCAAGUUCAUAUUCAUGAGAGUGCAAUUAUGAACAAUGGCCAUGUGGCUGGUUUGCACAUCACAAGCGGUGUUGGUGAUAUAAAUGUAACGCAAAGCCGAAUUGGCAUGAAUCAUGGCGAUGGAAUCAACAUCACUUACUAUGGAGGCAAUCGAAAUAUUUCGAAAAGUGCCAUCACUUCGAAUCUGGGCUAUGGAGUUGCGGUUUGGUUGAAUCAUACAUCGGAGGUGGAUCGACAAGAGUUUCGGUCGUUUAAUCAAACAUCUGUUGUGGAGUAUUCAACGUUCUUCCGGAAUCUCGAAACUGGAAUUUUACACGGAAAUUUCUGCAGCAAUCAUUGGGUCAACAUCACCGGCAAUAAAUUCAAUGAUAGUCUAUUUGACUCCAUUGACAUUCAAUCGUGCUGGUUUACUACGAACAACAAUGAGAAAUUGAAACUGCAAAUCGGACACAAUGUUUUUGAAAACGACAACAAAAUCGGAAUUGUCAUCAGUCCAGCGUUGAAUUUGGACGGAAACAUUGAAUACAAUCAUUUUCAGUAUGGAAAAUAUGGAUCACUGCUCAUACGAAACAAACAGCUCGAUGAAUUUUUGUCGCUUCCUGUUCGCCUCAACAUUCAUCACAAUCAAUUUUUCAAAAAUCAAGGCAUCUACGUUGCUUCAUUGGGUUUGACACCGUACAGCGAGCAAGAUAUUCAAUAUCUACUGUUUACGAGGAAUUUCGUGCGAAUGAAUAAAAUCACCGAACCAUUUUUGAAUCCAGACGAUGACGAUGGUGCGUUGGGUGAAAAUCGACUGUCACCACGUUCACGAGUUGCGGCACCGGUUGUUAUUUCGUCCAGCAAUGUUGAUGUAUUUCGAAAUAUUAUUCACAAUCGAGAAUCGCGUUACGAAGUCGGUUCACAGGUGUCGGAUCAAAGCAAAGUGUUAAAUGUAACAUACAAUUGGCUGGGUCAUAAGGAUGAAGAGCAAAUUUUCCAUCGGCUUUUCCACCGCAAAGACAGAUAUGAUUUGGCGAAAAUUGAAUACCUACCAUAUCUGUUGCACAAUUCAAACCCAGGCGCGAACACAAUAAUGUCAAUUCAAACAUUUGUUCCGCGAUUCUUCAUCGAAGGCUCGGAUGUGGUUGGCGGAGAAGUUGAUGGUCAAGAAAUCCUACAGCCCGGCACCUAUACAGUCGAUCGAGAUAUUAACAUUCGACCGGGCGGUAAAUUAACGUUGAGCCCAGGAGUUACGCUCAAUUUUGCACCCAGUGUUGGAAUGAUGGUUUCGGGUAAGCUUGAAGCACGCGGUCGAAAUCCCGAUGAUAUUUCGUUUACAUUGAAACGAACACCGGUCGUUACAUUCGAAAAUGAGACGACUGAUGCAAAUAUAACGGAAAUGGACACCGAAGCGGUGGUUAUCGUUGAACAAAAGCCAAAUGUGCCAAUUCGAUUGCUCGGUGGAGCUUCGGAGAUGGAAGGAAGAUUACAAGUCUAUUUGAAUGGUAAAUGGGGAACCGUGUGCGAUUAUGGAUGGAAUAUCAUAAACGCUGCUUUAGUGUGUCAUCAGCUGGGCUACGCUUUGAAUCCAUCCGAUUGGCAAUUGGAACGUUCAGAGCUACCGAAUGCGGGCACAUCGGAAGAUGUAAUUCUAUCGAACGUGCGAUGCACUGAACAUGACAUUGAUAUUACGAAAUGCCGUGCUGAGCGUGCAUCAAACAAAGACUUUGUCAAUUCAUGCUCACACACCCAAGAUGUUGGCAUUCGUUGUUAUGAGGGUGCGUGGGCUGGUGUUCGAUUUGGUGUGUUGGCUGAAUCGACCGAUUUGCAGUACAUUACCAUUGAAAAAGCCGGUCUUUUCGAUUAUGCAACGAAUACAUUCAAACCAGCGCUACAAAUGGAUUUCGCUCGUCACAAUUUGGAAAAUGUACGAAUCGUACACAAUUUGCAAGAUGGCCUUGGUGUUGUGUAUUCCGACAUUUACAGCGGAUCAACGAACAAUGUGAAAAACUCGGAAUUUUCAAUGAAUCGCGGCAGUGGAAUCAGUUUAAAACAACUUGGUCUUCGUGUUCAGGGUUCGGUUAUCAAAGAUAAUUACGGGCCGGGAAUCAUUCACACUCCGGUUAUAUCAGCGAUUGAACAACGUGAAUUGGCUGGUUGGUUUCAAAUGGCACCUGAUUUCAACAUUCAUGAUUCCGACUAUCAUCCAUUCACGCUGCCCGAUGACGAAUUCAGCGACAUUAAUGUGGACAUUUGGACAAAGAAAUACUUGCUAACAUCGCGUGUGUAUGACCAACCAAUUGAACGAAACAUCAACAUUCACUGCGCUCCGGGUUAUGUAAUUGGUUUUCAAUUGCUGAAUCCCAUUCAGAAUGGAUCGACGGAAAACAUUUGGAUUUACGAUUCGCAAACGCCAAGCAACAAUUCCAAUGUGUAUGAAAUGAAACGUGAUUUAACCGUAUUUCCGGUGACAACCAGUAGCUAUGGAGUUAAAUUGCGCUACACCAGUGGAACGAAUGCGUUUGGCGGUGUUGUUUUAGUUAUAUCCAGUAUAACCGCACCGGUGCAAAACAUUUACAAUCGAAUCGUACGCGGUCCAGUUCCGACAUUGUAUGUCACAUCGACGAAAAUCCAACGCAAUCAGAAGGGAAUUAUGGCUACGUAUUACAAUCGGUAUUUGGGCGAUCGUGCCGAACAUUUUAUGCGCAAAGCAAAUGAAUCAAUCAAACUGACGCAUUGUGAGAUCAGCCACAAUAGAGAAGAAGCAAUUUUCGUGUUGUCACCAUUUUGGGAUGUUCACGUCAGCAACAUUUCCGAAGUGACAAUUCAUUUGAACAAUUCGCUGGUGAUCAGCAACGGACGCGGCAUUCGACAGUAUUCAAAAGAUUUGCGAUCAUCAAACAAUCUGUUUCAUUAUGUGAUUCAGGGAACGACGUUCGAAGAUAAUUUAAACGGUGGUCUGGAUAUUAGUUUGCCAUAUGUUUGGCAGUACAACGAGAAUUUCACGCAUUCCGUGUAUUUGGGCAAUGAUACUUGGAUUCGAAACAAAAAUUUUGGCGUUCAUGUGACCGGUCAUUUUGCAAUUGUUAACAUAACUGGCAAUACAUUCCGGGAGAAUGACUGUUUAACUGGGUUAAUCGGCUUUCGUGGCAUGGAGAAAAAACUGAAGAUUGAUGGCAAUGUCAUUAGCAACAAUAAUGCCAGAUAUGUGAUACAGUUCCGCGCUGAUUCAUUGAGUGAAAUUCUUGGUGAAGUGUUUGCUGUGUUUGCAUACAAUAAAAUUGCAAACAAUCGGUUCGAGGGAGAGAUACGCCAACUCAGUCUACCACAUGCUGGAUUCAGAUACAAUCGUUGGAUCGCUGAUCGAAACCCGACGUGUGUUAUUUGCUUUAAUGGCAUUCAAAAAGUUCGCAUCUAUAGAAAUCUAUUGACCGAAAAUAAAUUGCAGUAUGAUCUGUUGGCGGGUGUUCGGUCGGCUCGGUUGAGCAAUUUCCUAGAUGCCACUGAAAAUUGGUGGGGCUCAACCGAUGUUAAUUUCAUUCUAUCGCGAAUUUUUGAUUUUGACGAUUGGAAUAAUCAUGCUGAAGUGCUGUUUAGACCGUUUUUGGUGGAGAAUAAUGUUGAUGGCAGCCUGUCGCCUUCGAUCAUCGAACGGAAAACUAUUGAUAUUGAUAAAUUGGGUGGAAGAAUCUUCGAAGAUCUGACGCUAUAUCGACGAGGUGUUCCAUAUGUCGUUAAUUCCGAUAUUACCGUCAUGCCUGGCGUCACAAUGACCAUCCAUGCUGGAGCCGAAUUUGAAUUUGCCGAGAACGUUGGAAUCUUAGUUUUGGGUACUUUGAUUGCACGCGGUUAUCCAGAUGGUCGUAUUAAAAUGCGAAGCCAACAAACGACCGUAUCUCAAGAUCCACAAUACAAAGCUGAACGCCAUAUGGAUGACAAUCGCAAUGAUUUGGAUUCGAUACGCUUGUGCAAGAAUGGCAACUGUUCGAAUGAACACAAUGACGUGGAGCCAAUAACGGAAGGCUUUUUGGAGUACUUCAAUCAUACAACACUACAAUGGGUUCCGAUUUGUGAUCGUCGCUUCACCGAACGUAAUGCUCAAGUGGUGUGCCGUGAAAUGGGUUUCAAUUAUUUGGAUGUUUACUUCAAUCACGAUCAGCGCUUAGAGUAUCAUACGAAUUCGUUGACUCGAAUUUGGUCAUGGGUUCAACCGCUCGAAUGCAAAGGCGAUGAACCGAAAUUCAGCCGCUGCGCAGAACGAUUAAACGGACAAUUGUACGGUCAUCGGCACGAGUGUAAGUGGCAUGAUAAGUUUGUGUUCGUCAGUUGCAAUGGAAAUGCAGACAUUCACAAAUACUGGGGCGGCAUUCGAUUUGCGCAUCCAGACUUUGAGCACAACACGUAUGAACAUCGCAUUCAUGACAUCCACACGCAUACAACGAUCAAAAAAGGCGAGAGUUUCUUGGAAUUCAUCGAUAUCGAUUCGGCUGGUAUGUUGCAUGGCGAAAAAUCAGCUGCGAUUCAAACCAUUUUCAAAGCGCCUACCAUUAAUGCUAUCACCAUUACGAAUGGUGCACAUCAUGGCGUUAAUUUGGUGUCACCAAGCGAUACAAUGCAUUUGAAACUGUUGAAAAUUGACAAUGUUUUGGGUCAUGGUAUAAAUGCUGUUUCGUUGACUGGGGAAGGUCGUGAAAGUGAAGAAUCAAGCUUUGCACCGCUUAAAUCACUGGAAUUACCCUAUCACUUGUUCUCUCUUAUCGACAUUUGUGAUACCAGCAAGGAGAUUAUCAUCGAAGAACGUGUCAUUUUGUACUAUAAAUAUGACAACGACCCAGUGAAUUGUGUUAAAAUUUUCAAUAGUGCUUAUCGCGUUAAACCGAUCGGAUUCCGAUUGCUGCAAUCGAAUCUAUUCAAUCAUUCGAAAUUGUACGGACGUCGUGAUUCGAUACAUUUGUUUGAUGGGGAUUUGUACAAUCUCACGGCAAAACACAUUGAUACAAUCGAAGCCGAUAGCAACAAUGAAAAGCGAUUAUUCCGUACAAAUGGUCCGAUUCUAAGUGUUCGACUCGUUGCAAGCGGAGCGCCGGCAACGCACGGUUUCUUCGCUGAAGUAGUAACUCUACCUGCAUCUGCCAUUGGUUUCAAUCGUGAUGCACAGCAUAACAUUUCGAUGUCGGAAAUCUCGGGCGCUGUGGGCGGUGCACUUACUUAUGCAACCGCUGGUGAAAUAUCGCCAAGAUUAACACUCGAGAAUAAUCGAAUAGUUAAUAAUUGCCGGCAAAUGUAUGGUAAUUUCUCGACGUGUGAAGCAGCCAUCAAAUUAGACGUGCAAAAUAUGCAAACAUUCUUCUUUCAAAACAAUUUGGUGAAAGGAAAUCAAGGUGGAAUUUUGAUAAACGCUGAUUCCAGGGGCUCGGCCACAUCACUGCGCGCUUUCAUUCAUCACAGUUUAUUCGUCGACAAUCGAAAUCGACCGAGUUUGUUCGUUGAAGGACGACAAUCAUCGCCGUAUCAAGAAGUGACCAUUUUCAAGAAUUACUUCUCGCAAAAUAGAGCCGCAUUCGCAGAUGUAAUUGCAUUGCGCCAAGUGGUAUCGAACUUUAGCUACAAUUAUGUGCACAGCAAUCAAGGUGGACGCAUCAUCGAAAUUUCAGGAUUUGACAAAGUUCGACUGCCAAUUUAUCAAACCACCGCACAUAAUGGCUUCUAUGAAAAUGUUGCAACCGAUUGGCACGGCCGUGCAACCAUUGUAGCUGGCACAGCGGGUCAACAAUACGUGGAUAACAUCUUCUACAAUCCGGCAAAUGACUAUGAAAUGAUUACCGUAAAUCGAUCUAUAUUUGAAUUCCAGUUUUGGAACAGCACGGUGGAUUUGUGGAAGACGAGAAUCGACGCAGCGCACAAUUAUUGGAAUUACAACGAUACGCUUGCUGUUAGCGGUAGAAUUCGAGAUAAAUCAGACGAUCCUCUCUUGCUUGAGGUGAACUAUAUGCCAUAUCAGCUGAACAACAAAACCAUUUUGGACGAUAAAUGUCCACCUGGAUGGUCAUUGAUUCUGGACACGUGUUACAUGUACGUUGGAGCACCGAUGACAUUCUACGAAGCUCGAGAGUUCUGUCGAUCGGACAAUGCAACGAUGCCAUUCAUUCGUGGAUCAAACGACGUUUUGUGGCUGUACUUACAACGACAAAUGAUGCAUUUGCGAUAUCCAGAGAAAAUUUGGAUUCAAGACUUGAAUCAUUUGGAACAGUGCUCGAGUUUCAUUUAUCGUAGCAUCGAAAUUGACGAUUGCGACAACAAACGUGGUUUCGUUUGCGAAAUCGAUCCAAGGGUCCGUCUGUCGCCGCUCUCCUGGCAAACCGAUAUCGCUGCAGUGCUGAUGAUCAGUGCUCUUAUUUUAUUCUUCCUAUUGAUAUUUUUGUUUGUAUUUUGUUGGUGCUCAAAAUCGCACCAUCGUCACAUGCAGCGAUUAGAACGGCGAAACAGUAUCCGACAGUCACUGCGUAGUUUAAACGCGAUCGAUCCACAGGGAUCGCUGCGUCGUCGCAAUUAUAGCAUGACAAGAUCAACGGACACAUUGACGAAAUCAAUCAUAACAACGCCCGACUACAAGAAAAUGAUGUCAAAGGGGUCGAUUGACUCAAUGGACAAGAGUGUCAUUAGCUCAACCCCAAGUUUGGGUGGUGGCUAUGACAAUCAAAAUAUGCAACAACGAUAUGUGACUCAGAAGAAUAAAUACAGUCCGACCGAUUCGGAUAGUAGCGCGGCAAAGAAAGGUGGUUCAUCAUACGAACAAAAACCCGCAAAUACACCAAAUUAUGAUCCAUAUGGUCAAGGCUUUGAGCUUUCCUAUCGCAACGAAGGCUUCCGUGAUAAUUCAUUGUUCAACACACGCAACAAUUCGUAUGGCACAAAUAUCAACGACGACACACCCAUCGUACACCACACCGACAUCGACGAUUCGGUUUCCGAUUAUUAUGGAAAAUCCAGUACAUUGCCAAUGAAUCCGAGAAACAAUGAUAAUCUAUCAUUUUUGAGUGAGCUCAAACAUCAAUUGCCCGAAUACGAGCAACUGAAUUCGGGACAUAGUAGUUUCCUAACGUCUCCAGCACACGAUCAAUCACCAAAUGCAUUCCAAUCCUUUUCACAAGAUAAAAAGAGUGCGGCAUCGAGUGCAUCACAUUCGCCGAAAACUGGACAAGAACCGAAAACGGAUGCGAAAAAACCAAACGAUUACGCACAACCAAAUAUCCGUAUGAUCGAUCAUGAUACUCGACGGCCCAGUUCGUAUUUUACUGCCAUGCAAAAUGCACGAGAUUCCAAAAAUAUUGCGAAUAUCUCGUCACCAAAUCGCCGGCCAAAGGCUGUGUACCAAUCGUCGCUGGUUUACGAUAAACCAGUGAUCAAUCUCAGAUCCAAAUCGGAGGCACUGCUCGAGGCGAACUUUGACGAAACGGCCGCCACUCUAGAUCAAAAAAUGAAAAGUGAUAAUAAAAGCUACAGCCAACCAAUGGAGACUGCAAUGUAACACAUUAAGAUCGUAUUUAAAGUAGGAUAACUAGCUUUUAGCUCGAACAUCAAACAAUCACAUCCGUCGAACAUUUAACUUACUGUAUUUCAUUCAAUCGACAUGAAACGAAACGAAACCAAUCGAAUCGAAUUUAGUUUUUAAAGUCAACAGCAAACAAAACAAACAGCGAAUUAGUUUAUUAUUAUGAAUAUAUACGAUAGAUCCAGAUCAAAAAUAAGUCGAACGAAAUUUUUUUUAUUAUUUUAGUUGAAUGCUUUGUUCAAAAAUGUACAUAAAUGAUAUAAAGAGAAUUAUUUUCAGAGAGAAUAUAUACUUUUGUUGAAGUUUACUUUUAUGUAAAUUGACAAAUAUUGUUUUAAGCAUAUCGAAAUGGAAAAAGAACGGAAAUCAGAAAUAAAAUGGAAAAAUAAAGAUAUUCAAUCAGAUAGAGUGCAAUUCUAUCCAAAUAUA
Sitodiplosis mosellana (orange wheat blossom midge) is the source of this 10115-nucleotide messenger RNA. It is a transcript of the gene bark, whose product is annotated as protein bark beetle. The record is from RefSeq and is a predicted model, not a curated record. Gene Ontology annotation, cellular component: membrane. The coding region runs from base 450 to 9662 and encodes 3070 amino acids. NCBI's taxonomy places the organism in Eukaryota, Metazoa, Arthropoda, Insecta, Diptera, Cecidomyiidae. The transcript has 13 exons.